Panicum hallii is the source of this 2201-nucleotide messenger RNA. Its product is annotated as succinate dehydrogenase [ubiquinone] flavoprotein subunit, mitochondrial-like. The transcript is spliced from 16 exons. Gene Ontology annotation, biological process: tricarboxylic acid cycle; mitochondrial electron transport, succinate to ubiquinone. Lineage: Eukaryota; Viridiplantae; Streptophyta; Magnoliopsida; Poales; Poaceae. The record is from RefSeq and is a predicted model, not a curated record. Bases 114 to 1973 code for a protein of 619 amino acids. Gene Ontology annotation, molecular function: succinate dehydrogenase (quinone) activity; flavin adenine dinucleotide binding; electron transfer activity.
CCCUGCCAACCUCCCCCCGCCGUCGUCUCGUCUUUCUCCACCGCCGCUCUCCUCUUCCUCUCCACCGCUCUCCUCACGCGCUCGCCGCCGCCGCGAGAUCCGCUCCGCUCGCGAUGUGGCGCAGCUGCGUCUCGCGGGGCCUCUCCAGGGCCAAGGCCUCCGCCUCCAGGCUCCUCUCCACGGCACCGUCGUUCUACACGGUGGUGGACCACACGUACGACGCGGUGGUGGUGGGGGCCGGCGGCGCGGGGCUCCGUGCGGCGAUCGGCCUCUCCGAGCACGGCUUCAACACGGCAUGCAUCACCAAGCUCUUCCCCACGCGCUCGCACACUGUCGCCGCACAGGGAGGCAUAAAUGCUGCACUUGGAAACAUGAGCGAAGAUGAUUGGAGGUGGCAUAUGUAUGACACUGUUAAGGGAAGCGAUUGGCUUGGUGACCAGGAUUCUAUUCAAUAUAUGUGCAGAGAAGCACCAAAAGCUGUUAUAGAGCUUGAGAACUAUGGAUUGCCAUUUUCAAGAACCGAAGAGGGAAAGAUAUACCAACGCGCCUUUGGAGGACAGAGCUUAGAUUUUGGAAAAGGUGGACAAGCCUACCGCUGUGCCUGUGCUGCUGACAGAACAGGACAUGCUAUGCUACACACACUUUAUGGUCAAGCAAUGAAGCACAAUACUCAGUUUUUCGUGGAAUAUUUUGCAUUAGACCUUAUCAUGGACAAUGAAGGCAACUGUCAGGGAGUCAUUGCCUUAAACAUGGAGGAUGGCACCCUUCACCGUUUCCGUGCUUCUAAUACAAUUCUAGCCACAGGAGGUUAUGGCAGGGCCUAUUUCUCAGCAACCUCAGCACACACCUGUACUGGAGAUGGCAAUGCUAUGGUCGCACGUGCUGGUUUACCUCUUCAAGAUCUUGAGUUUGUGCAGUUCCAUCCUACGGGCAUUUAUGGUGCUGGAUGCCUGAUUACUGAAGGUUCCCGUGGUGAAGGUGGUAUCCUUAGAAACAGUGAAGGCGAACGGUUCAUGGAACGAUAUGCUCCUACUGCAAAAGAUCUUGCUUCUCGUGAUGUUGUUUCAAGAUCGAUGACAAUGGAAAUUAGAGAAGGCCGUGGUGUUGGGCCAUUGAAGGACCACAUUUAUUUGCAUCUGAACCAUCUGCCCCCUGAGGUUCUGAAGGAAAGGCUUCCUGGUAUUUCUGAAACUGCUGCCAUUUUUGCUGGUGUUGAUGUCACCAAGGAGCCAAUUCCAGUUUUGCCUACUGUGCACUACAAUAUGGGUGGUAUCCCAACAAACUACCAUGGGGAGGUAGUGGAUAUCAAGGGUGAUAAUCCAGAUGCUGUUGUUCCUGGUCUGUUGGCUGCUGGUGAAGCUGCAUGUGCAUCUGUCCAUGGUGCAAAUCGUCUAGGCGCAAAUUCACUUCUUGACAUAGUUGUUUUUGGCAGAGCUUGUGCAAACAGGGUUGCCAAUAUUUCUAAGCCAGGUCAGAAGCAGAAACCUCUUGAAAAAGAUGCUGGAGAAAAGACCAUAGCCUGGUUGGACAAACUGAGGAAUGCCAAUGGGUCAUUGCCAACUUCCAAGAUCCGUCUCAACAUGCAGCGUGUUAUGCAAAAUAAUGCUGCUGUAUUCCGUACACAAGAAACUCUUGAAGAAGGUUGUGAGCUGAUUAGCAAAACAUGGGAGAGUUUUCAUGAUGUGAAGCUCAGUGAUCGGAGUCUCAUUUGGAACUCUGACUUGAUAGAGACCCUUGAGCUGGAAAAUCUGUUGAUAAAUGCAUGCAUAACUAUGUAUUCAGCGGAGGCUCGGAAGGAAAGCAGAGGAGCUCAUGCUCGUGAAGAUUUCACGACAAGAGACGAUGAGAACUGGAUGAAGCACUCACUGGGGUACUGGGAGAACGAGAAGGUUCGAUUGGCGUACAGGCCAGUGCACAUGAACACAUUGGACGACGAAGUCGAGUCAUUCCCUCCAAAAGCGCGUGUGUAUUGAUUGAUUCAGGCCUGACACCUCAGGAAUUCUCUGUAAGGUGUUAAUAAAGCAGGAGAUGGGCAUUCCUGGCUGAGAACGUGACCAGUAUUCCGUCCUUUUUUUUUUCUUUUUACUCUAUCGUGUAAUUUGAUAGGAAUAAAGAAGAAGAAACACAUGCUAAUGCCUGACCGACGUUUGUGUAAAUGAAAUUUUGCAUGGUUGGUAAUGCUCUACCUGAUGCUCUGAGCU